This is a messenger RNA of Bicyclus anynana (squinting bush brown), 10223 nucleotides long. It is a transcript of the gene mfrn, whose product is annotated as mitoferrin-2. Lineage: Eukaryota; Metazoa; Arthropoda; Insecta; Lepidoptera; Nymphalidae. The record is from RefSeq and is a predicted model, not a curated record. The transcript has 6 exons. Gene Ontology annotation, molecular function: ferrous iron transmembrane transporter activity. Gene Ontology annotation, biological process: iron import into the mitochondrion. Gene Ontology annotation, cellular component: mitochondrial membrane. Bases 213 to 1202 code for a protein of 329 amino acids.
AACUUGUAACCCCAUUGUAGAACUGCCGCGCGUGCUGAUCACAUCGCAUUUUUACGAAAUCAAUUUUUGAUUGUUAGUUCCAAAUUUUGGAUGUUUGUGACGGAAAUAGUGUAGUGAAAAUGACAUUGAUAAAUUGGUAGACAGUAAAAUUUAACAGUCGUAGUCGUAUUUGUGUUUAUUUCGUGAUAAGUGUGUAGUAUUUUGUGAGUAUUAUGAACUUUGAGGACUAUGAAACCCUCCCGACCCAAAGCUCCCUCACACACAUGACCGCUGGAGCCAUAGCGGGGGUCAUGGAGCAUUGCGUAAUGUAUCCACUGGAUUCCGUGAAGACGCGGAUGCAGUCACUGCGCUCGGCGCACAACGGCAGCAUCGCAGAGACCUUCCGCUACAUGGUGCAGCGCGAGGGACUCCUCAGGCCCAUCCGCGGCAUGUCGGCGGUGGUGAUGGGCGCGGGCCCGGCGCACGCCUGCUUCUUCGCGACCUACGAGCAGAGCAAGCACACGCUGUCGCAGCUCACCAGGCACCGGCACGACCACAUCACGCACGGUCUAUCGGGCUGCUUGGCGUCGCUGGUUCACGAUGCUGUCUCGAAUCCCGCUGAAGUGGUGAAGCAGCGGCUGCAGAUGCUGCACUCGCCGUACCGCGGCGUGUGGGAGUGCGCGCGGCACGUGUACCGUGCUGAGGGGCUGCGCGCGUUCUACCGCUCGUACGGCACGCAGGUCGCCAUGAACGUGCCGUUCCAGGCGCUGCACUUCGUCACUUACGAGUGGUGCCAGUCCGUGCUCAACCCGCGCCGCGCGUACGAACCGCGUGCUCAUUUGCUGUCCGGCGCGUUGGCCGGCGCGUUGGCUGCGGCGGCGACCACGCCGUUGGACGUGUGCAAGACGGUGUUGAACACGCAGGAGGCGGCCGCGCGCGCCGACGGGCUGGCGGCGGCGGCGGCGCUGGUGCUGCGCGCUGGCGGCCCGUUGGCCUUCUUCAGGGGCGUGCAGGCGCGAGUGUUGUACCAGAUGCCGGCCGCUGGCAUCUGCUGGCUCACGUAUGAGACGUUGAAGCAUGCGCUUACGAUGGACUCGAGUACCGAGGAGAGUCCAACGGCCAGCAGUGCCGCUCACGCGGGCGGCGGGGGCGGGGGACCGCUGGCGUGCGCUGCCUUGCGCCUGGCGGCAGCGGACGUGCCCACCACGCUCACGCGCACCUAGGCGGCGGGCACCGACUCUAGGACUGUACAGUGGAUAUUAAUAUUUCUGUUGUCAUAUAAACUGUGUUGAUUUAUUGUGUUUAUUUGGAGCAUUGAACAUACAGAAGUUGUGAUAUAUUAUGUCGGGAAAAUACUUUGUAUACGAAUAUGGACUUCUGUGUGUUGUGUGCGCUUGGUUGUUUUGUUGUUUCGCGUUUUGUGCAGUAGAUCCAAUGUCUGAAACUGUUGGUAGCGUAGUGCACAUUAUCAUUAUGUCAUUCGCUGAUAAUGUGACUUUCCAUUGGUGAUAGAAAUUUUGCAGGAAUGCGAUAAAAAACCACGAUACAAAGUUUUGUAUGUAAAUAUUUGUCAAUGUUUUAUGUAUGUAUUAGAGUUAAAAUUAUAUUUGUUGUUUGCUUAAAUAUUCUAUCUACGAUAAAUAUUAUAUAUAAUAUAAUUUGAAAGUAGUUACAUUGUAAAUGCUGUAAAAUGAGAAAACACCCAAAUAUUAAAAAAUAAAGUGUUUUAUAUCAAUAAAUAAUGGGCCUACAAUUGAAAAUAUAAAAACAAUAUUUAUUAUAUAAAAAUAAAUAUGAACCAAUCGACUACUUGGAUCUACUAUACUGUGUAUUAUUGUUAAUCUCCCUUGGUGACACAAAAUAUAUUAAUUAUAUUGUGUUGUAUACGAUUUUUUAAUUUAAAUAUAAAUGUGCUGUGUCAGCGUUUAUGUUGUGUCAAUUAAAAAGAGCGCUGAGACAUUUUUUAAUAUAUUUUUUAUUUAUAUAAUAUUUAAAAAAUCCGCUAUUUAUAGUGUCAAAAUUAAGAUGGAUAAUAAUCAAUUCUUGAUUCACAGCUUACACUGAUCAACCGCUUUGACGGCCUCCGUGGCGCAGUGGUAGCGCGGUGGAUUUACAAGACGGAGGUCCUGGGUUCGAUCCCCGGCUGGGCCGAUUGAGAUUUUCUUAAUUGGUCUAGGUCUGGCUGGUGCGAGGUUUCCGCCGUGGCUAGUUACCACCCUACCGGCAAAGACGUACCGCCAACCGAUUUAGCGUUCCGGUACGAUGCCGUGUAGAAAUCGAAAGGGGUGUGGAUUUUCAUCCUCCUCCUAACAAGUUAGCCCGCUUCCAUCUUAGACUGCAUCAUCACUUACAAUCAGGUGAGAAUGUAGUCAAGGGCUAACUUGUAAAGAAUAAAAAAAAAAAAAAUCCUCUGAAAGUGUGUUUUCCUUACCACGUGACAUUGUCGAAGUAAAUUCUACCCAGUUGGUACAGCAGUAAGCCAUAAAAUCAAAAAUUUAAUUGACUUAUAUCAAUAUUUAUUUAUUUUAAAUAAUAUGCAAUAGUUAAAAUACUUCAAAUAUUUGCAUUAAGAAUGCAUAUCUGCAAUAAAAAAUACUUUUGUCCAACCAUUUUCUGAGAAGUCUUAAGCUAUUAUAUAAUAUUUAUUUACUUAUUUAUUAUACAGAUAUACUCGAAUUUUAUUAGUGGAAUAUUUCUGUUAUGACCAAUAAUACUUUCUAAGGUAUAAAAUCCAAAUCCAAAAAAAUAUGUUAUGUAACGACACGUCAACGCUCUUUUUAUUUGACACAACGUUUAUUAAGGCACGUCCACACGACCAGGAGCGAUAUAACAUAAUAUACGGUAACAAAACGCGGACAACUAAUGUCACAUUCAGACUGACGGGUGACGAUCUAACGCCGAAUUGCUGACAGUAAUAGGCUAGUUGACACUUUUUUUAAAUGGUCCUAAAAUUGUUCGUUCUUCUAUAUUAAAAAAAAAUAUCGUACUUUUUUGAGACGUUUUGAUUAAAUGAAAAUUUCAAUUUUUAAUUAUUUUUAUGACAAUAUGAAUCAAAACGCUGUCGGCCUAUAUUUUAAAUGUUUCAUGACGUCACGUUUACUAAACGGAGCGGUUGACAAAAACGUUAGUUAAGUUAGUACAUCAAUUAAUUAACAUUGUGACGUCACAAAAUGGACGACAUCGUUUUUGACAUUUGAAAAAUUUUAAACUAUACACGAUUUUUAAAUUAAGUUGUGAAAUCCUUAACUUUUAGUAAUUAAAAUCGACAUAUUUCGGACCCUUAUUCCAUUUACGUAUACGAAAUUAAUAAUGUUUAUAUUAAAUUUGAUACGAGUCAAGUACCCUAUUAGAGUCACCGUUCAGUCUGGACGCGCCCUAAGAAACUAAAGCUUUAAACGUACGGGAGAUCUGUAAAUUAAGGUUUGGUUUCCUAAUAAAUUGUGAAUGAAUUUUGUCGCGAACACAAAAAAUGUUCAAAAUAAAUAAUUAUUAUUAUUGUCGUUACAUUUGUUUUUGGUUUAUUUUGUGAAAUUGACAAUUUUUUUUAUUACGAUUAAUUAUGUUUGCUGAGCCGCUCGCGGCUUGUAUAUUUUUUUUUUUAAAUAAAGCGAAUCUUAUUAAAAAUUAGGAACAUUAUUAUAAAAUUUAUUAAUAGAAGAACGUCAUAAGACAUUAAUGUAUAAGUGCGAAUGUGAUUAUUAUAUUAUUAUAAUUAUUUUUAACGAGCGAACGAAACCGAAAUGAAAAUUCAAAAAAAAAUACGUAAACGCAGGACCUAGCUCUGUAACCUCGACUGUGACGUAACAAAAGUUACAUCAAUUUGAAGUCAAUCUUUUUGUUCAAGUCUUAUAACUUCGACUAAAUUUAUUAUAGACUAGUCAAGCACGAGUCGGGUUACGGAGAUUAUCCUGAUCACGAUGUACAUACAAGUUGACUUACUCUGGUGAGUAAGUGCGAAUCGAUCAACUUUAUCGCAGUAGCAAUCAUACAGUUGGGAAAUCAAAAGUGAACUCAUAAUUUUGUAUUAUUAAAAAAUUAGAUUCGAUCUACACUUGCACAUGCUGUCAAAAUCAUUAAUAAUAAUAAUAAUUUAUUGUCAUAAAAUUAUAUUAGCUUAAUGCACAUUUGAACACCAACUUCAUAUCAAACAUUGACGGCCGCGUGGCGCAGUGGGUAGUGACCCUGCUUUCUGCAUCUACGGCCGUGGGUUCGAUUCCCACAACUGGAAAAUAUUUGUGUGAUGAGCAUGGGUCUUUUCCAGUGUCUGUGUGUAUUUAUACAUUAUAUAAGUAUUUAUAUGUAGUAUAUAAUUGUAUAUUAAUAUUAUAAUAUCAACUAUCUUAGCACCCAUAACACAAGCUACUCUGUAUGCUUACUUUGGGGCUAGAUAGUGAUGUGUAUUGUUAUAUAAUAUACUUAUAUUUAUUUAUUUAUUUAUUUAUUAAAAGGCGUUGUUAUUUUUACAAACCCAGUCAACGAUACACAAGUGUUAAAUAAAACUGUACCUAUGCCAAGGGUAUUAAGGUACCAUCUUAGAUCGUAUCGUCAGUUAUCAUGAAAUGAGAUUGCAGUCGAGCAUUUAAUAAAACAUGUUGACGUCUACCUUUUUAAACAUCACGAAUAAACGGGUAUAUUUUCAUUUAUUUAUAUAAAUUUAGAUCUAUCAUAGAGAUUUCACGGCCUCCGUGGCGUUGUGGUAUGCGCGAUGGAUUUACAAGACGUAGGUCUUGGAGUCGAUCCCCGGGUUGGCCGGUUGAGGUUUUCUUAACUGGUCCAGGUCUGGCUGGUGGGAGGCUUCGGCAGUGGCAAAGACAACGCCGAGCGAUUAAGCGUUACGGUACGAAGUCGUAUAGAAACCGAAAGGGGUGUGGAUUUUCAUCCUACUCCUAACAAGUUGGCCCGCUUAGAUCUUAGAUUGCAUCAUCACUUACCAGCAGGUGAGAUUGUAGUCCUUGGCUACUACUGCUAACUUGUAAAGAAUAAAAAAAAAGUUUUAAUUCGGUCAUAUUAUGGGUUGACUAUCUGACUUAUUUAAGAGUUCCUGCACACGAUGUUUCCAACUGUAUGAUAGUUAAACUGCGACUGUAUAUUGUUUGCCGGAGUUGACCUCCCUUGUUGUUGUUAAUAAUUUUGUUGUUUACUGAAGUUUAUAAUAUUUUAAUGAUAUUUUAUUAAUUUUGUUUUUGUUUAUUUCCGAUAUUAGCUACGUAUUCGGUCUAGUGAGUUGUGUUGGGAAAAAAAAUAUGGCAACUCGACUUUUUAGCGCAACUUUUUCAAAUUUACAGGGUUGGAGUUGGAGAUUUUUUUUAUAAAACUUUUUUUUAGUCAUUCUGCAUGUGUAUGGUUGUAAACUGUAAACUGUAUGUAAACAGUAUUCUUAACGAAAGUAAAAAAAAAAUGCACUUGGAAAAUAUUCUUGUGCGUUUUUUUUUUUGAUUUGUUGAUAUUAAUUACUAUACUAAUUUGAUAAUAUGCGAAUUGUUAACUAAAUUGACUUGUAAUGAUAAUUAACAACGAUUUCAGAAAUAAAUUAUUGAUGUUACAUUCACAUUAUGAAAUAUUAAUUAUAAAAAAAUGAAAUAUUUUUUUUUAAUUUGUUUUUUUUUUAAGAAUAUUUGUCAUAUCUUUUAAAUAUGACCAAUAUUCCCAUAUUAAAAAAAAAAUGCAUACAAUAGGCGAUGUUUGUUUGUAGGCUUUGUUCAUUUUAGUAAUCAAAAAAUAUCAAUUUAGUUUACCAACUAAAAAGACAAUAGAUUUAUGAUUCGCGUAAAAUUUAAUUAGUGUAAUUAAUUAUUAUUAUAUUGAUUUAUUCAAAUAAAUGUUCUUCUAGUGUUUAGAAUUAAGAUUAUAAUAAUAAAUAAAAUAUAAAUAUAAAAAUUGUUACUUGUAUCAUCACGAUUGUUUAAAAAAUUGUAUUUUUUGAGAUCUUAUUCACUUUUCCUCUGCCUGUGUAACAUCAGAUUGUAUAUUAUAAAAAAAAAAACUAAAAUGUAAACUAUUUUAUGGUGUUUGUGCACUAAAAGUGUAUAAGGUCUCGCCUAAAAUGUAAAUUUCCUAGUGUUAUAGGUGUAUGUGUAUAGUGUGGCGGGUGUGUGUUUGUGUGUGUUAGUGUAUGUAUGUGAAGGGUAGCCAACUAUGGGAGAAAUUUAGAAAAAAAAAAUUUAGUUUCUAAAUUUAAAUUUUACCUCUCAUGUCAAGUGUUACCUGUGACUGGAUAAAUGUUACCUGUAACAUGUUAAUAAUUUACUUACCUGAAUGCCGCACGGGUGUUCUUUUUUUUUGGCAAUUUCAAUCUUUUUCAAUUUUUUGGCAGUUUUGGAAAGUAACUUAAUUUUCGUACGAUUCGUAGUAAAACGUACUGUACCUGGUAUAUAAUGAAAAAAUAUAUGUUCGACCAAUAUAAUAUGUAAGUAACAAGAAUUAUUGAAUUUUCAAUCAACAUAAUGCUUGACAUUACAAAAAAUAACAGCAAAUGAUAUUUUACAUGAAUAAAAAGUUCCUUAUUUUAGCACAAGGAACUUGUGUUUGAAUUAUAAUAUGGACUUUAUUUUAUUAUAUAUUUAGUAUUUUAUCGUAAUCUAGUAUUUGGCUACCCAUGUUUGUAUGUGUAUGAAUGUGCGAAGGGCGCGGAAAGCUGUGAUGUUGUGGAUAAAACUCUAAUAAACAGUUGUUAUAAGUGUUGAUAUUAUUGAGGGUUUCAUUAUUACUUGAUAUUAUUUAAUAUGUAGAUACAAUGUGCAAAGAAAUAAAUCGCCCAAUGAAAUUAUAGGUUCUAUGCUGUCUCUAUUAUUGUACAAUAAUCAUUUCUCUUUCAUGGAAUUGAAGAAGUCUUACAAUAGUUGAAAUUAAAAAAAAAAUCUAAAUUAUUCAAUUGGUCUUAAAAUCUGUAUGAAAAAAAAAAGUUCAAAAAACAUUUGUAUCUAAUGUUUUUCAAAACUCCAUUAGCUAGGUAUAUUUUUGCCUGUCAGCCAAGUGUUGGUAUAGGUUAUGAAUAUUAAGCGAUCUUCGUCGAACAACUUUAAUGCUACGUGACAUUUUAGAAUAUAAUAUUUUCGUAAAAUGACCAGUUGUGCGUUAGAAAAUUUUUAUGAACAAAGUUAUUGAUAGAUACUUAAAAUACUUUAAUGUUUCAUCGUAAUGACGCGUUGGAUCUUAUUGUACAUUGCACUUUCGUAGUAGCAAUUUGGAAAUGUAUCAAAAUUGAGACUUUAAAAUGCACUGUUAAAAAUUCAUGUCAAGCCCUUAAUCACUGUAGGUACGUCAUAAGUUACCUUAAUUGUAAUUAUUAAAUAUAAUAAACAUAAUUGUAAUAUAAAAAAAAACAAUGCAAACGAAUGCUUUUGAUUACUAACUAUAUAAAGUUAUUCGGUGUAUGUUCGAGUCAUUUAGAGAUUUCCAAAUAAUGUAAAGUAACUUUUCAGUUUAUUAAAGCAUGAUACUCAUAGCAUGAUUUAAAAAAUCGCUAUAACUAACCUAUAUUUGAAUUUCAAUAAUAAAGAAACUUGUGAGUGUGACUCGGUUUUACCUGCUUUCGAGAUAACUAAUACAGCUAUUACCUGUUAUCUCAGACUAAUUAGAUAAAGACCUGCCUCGCAAGACAUUAUUUUUCUGUCAACGUACAUGAUCAACGAUCUUAUGCGAUUAUAAACGCUGUCUCUAAAGAAUCGAUGUUUCAUAGUUUACAAUCGUGUCCGUCGGUUAAAAACCUCCGUAAAAAUACCUAUUUGUGUAGUUAUACGGUGUAAAAAAUGAACAAAAACUGCUAGUUUAGUAUAAAAUAUGUAUGACAUCUAAGCUAGUUUUCCUUAGAAAAUGGCAGAAAAUUUUGUUCGUGAAUUUGGGUGCGGUACUAGUCCUUAUGUAUUUAGUCUGAGCCUGUUAUAGGUAAAAACAGAGCAAUUGUUAUUCUAUGCGCUGAUGUUAUGUGUCUUGAAUGAUUUAUGUAAGUCAUUGAAUAUUCAAUAACCAAUCUAUUUUAAAUAAUUACAAUACCAAUACAAGCUUCUUAAUGCUUUUUAUAAAUAUGUCUGAUAACUUAUAAAUACAAACUAAAAUAUUGUAUGUCGAAGCACUUUGAUAAAUAUGCAGUAAUUGGUUAUAUUUACCUAUUGACAGUCAGCUGGUGAGUUUUAGCAGUCUCGUGUCGAUUUUACCUGUAAUCUGCCAAUGGUUAACUGAUAAUUGUUUUGUUUGUUGACUUUACCUGUUGACUAGAUACACUUUACCUGAUGGCAGAUAACAUUUACCUGUCGAUUUUAAGCUACUCUUUUCUUAGUCGGGCACUAAUAGAGGGCUGUGAUUUCUAUGUUCCAUUCCUGCGGAACUAAAAUAAUAAAAAAAAAAUAUUGGACACUCAUCGAGAAAUGAAUUGUUUGCUACAAAAAAAAUAUUAUUGUCUAUAAAAUUGUCUAGCGGCAGCAUAGCUGUGUAAAAUGUAGAAAAAAAAAAGAAUGUUCGGUUCACAAUAUAUGUAUGUACUGCCUACAUGAAUUAUUUGUUAUUUUGAAAAUUAAUUAUUAUUUUGUAAAUCAUCAUGGAUGUUUUAAAAUGAAAUCUUGUACUUUUAAUGAUAUUUUAGAUAUAGUGGCAUUAUUUUCGAGUUUAACUCGCACACUGAUCACUCUGUUGCUACUGUAUUACAUUUGUGUGUGUGUGUGCAGUGGCGUGCACAUCAUAGAUGCAAUAAUACACUGACUAACCUACCAACCAAUAUGAACCUGUACAACACAGAGGAAAUUACGUGUAAUUGCCUACCCUAGUUAAAGACCUUUGUUCACGCCACUGUGUGUGUGUGUGUGCGAAAGAGAGGGAUAGUGUGUUAUCUGCUGUGUGUGAAAGAGACGGAGCGGGAAUUGUUGUAUUGUAUUAUUAUUAAUAUAAUGUAAAUUUGUUAGAAUGUGUGUAUAUUAUAAUAAUUAUUAUAGCUUUUAGGUCGUAAAGCGUAACUUUGCUUUUUAAUAUACUCGUGUUUUAAUGAAAUUAAACUGAACUGUUUUUGAAAAAACAACAACACAUAGUCUUUUUAACCGACUUCCAAAAAGGAGGAGGUUCUACGUUCGGCUGUAUGUAUGUUUUUUUUUUAUGUAUGUCCACCGAUAAUUCCGUCAUUUAUGGACCGAUUUUAAAAAUUAUUUUUUUAAAAUUACCUAUAUAGAAGAGCAAAGUUACGGGAUUCGACGGUAGUAUUAAAUAGUUAUUACUAAAAAAACAUCACCCGGCAGAUGGAAAAAAUGGUCGGCGGUGCUACUGUAAGAUUGUUACACAUGCCGCGCACCGUGUGCUUCGUAGCGUAGACUUUAUUUAUAGACAUGCCAACUUGGCAUCAAUAUGAUUGAGUUGAUUGGCAGUUCUAAGUAAUUUUAUAAAAUUGCCAAUCUUUAAAGCUAUUUUGUAUAGAUAUUUUUUAUCGUAGCAGCAUUUCUGGAACAUACCUUGACUGAUAUAUCGAAUCGUGUAAAUGUUUAUAUAACAGCAAAUUAAUCGUGUAACAAAAGAAUCACGACAUGUCAUUGCCAAUUAAAGUUGGACUUUAUUUAUAUUUGUGCCAGUUAUGUAUCAUACGUGUAUAUUGUAGGGACUCUUAUAUUAUCAGGACGCACAAUCAUGUAGAAAAUUUCAUUUAAAAACUGGCCAAUUUUGCUUUGACAGUGAUAGAAUUGUUGGUAAAGAAAAUUAUACCUAAAGUAGAGAACAAAUAAAAUGAAAUUCAGAGCAAAUUCAACCUUAAGGGAUUGAGUUUAAGUUGCAAAUCCGACUACUUUAAUUGAGUGCCAAGAAGUUGUGUUUGGCACUCGUUUUUUGGUCACUGAUUGUGCAUCUACUUUUUGAUAGGAGAUCGAUGGGCAUUUUUAAACUGAUGUCAAUUAAUAGUUGCGGUGCGCGGUGUGUGCGGGGUGCGGGGGCGGUGCAGCUCAUCGGGAGGAAGAUUUUAUUAUCGUUUUGUGUAUAUUGCUUAAGGUGGAUUGCCGUUACGCUGCCAGAACAGUCUGUGAACUAUUCUUUUUUUUUAAUUAUUUUACGGCCCUGGAUACCAGUCCUUUAUGGCCUCAUGAACUUGCGUAGCAAAAAUCCACCUUAUUCGUAUUUGUUAUAUUUAUUACUUGUAUAGAUGAGUGCCACUAAAUUGUUAGUUGUAAGUCGCGACCGUACAGGCCUGUACAUCACUACGCGUCUGGAUAGUCGAUGUGCACCAAGUGACGUUUACUUGACGUUCAAGAGAAAACAGAAUAAACAUUUGGACAAUA